AUGACAGAUGACCCAGCUGCAACUUCGACUGUGACGGCUGAAAUGUACCGUGUUGGUUUCAACAUUAGCAGCAAUCGAUUUGUAGAAACUAUGCGUAUCUGCUAUGAACCGUCACUGCUGCGAACAUUGUAUGUUCGACAUGCAUUGUUGCCGGCCAGCGUUCAUUUCCAGAAAUCGGUAAAGCGCUUACAUUUCAGCAAGGCCGGCUACUUCAAUGACUUCAAUAUGAAUCAACUCUAUUCGAAUUACAAUCAGCAACAGCAAGCAGCUGUGGCAUUACAGGACGAACAACAACACCAACAUGUCCGGCAUAUCUUCGAUAACAACACCCUGUUCUUGACACGAGGCCAUUUGGCGGCCAAAGCGGACUAUAUCUAUGCCAGCCAGCAAAGGUCCACGUUUAAUUUCUUCAAUGCUGCACCACAGUGGCAGGGUUUCAAUGGCGGCCAAUGGAAUGCAUUGGAGGAUGCGGUGCGUAAGUAUGCAGCCAAUUCCAGGCAAUGGCUGGAUUGUUAUACGGGUACCUGGGGUAUUAUGAAAUUGCCUGGUCCGCCAGCAUCACCACCCACCACUAAUACCACCACUGCCUUUGGACCACAACGUGAUUUCUAUUUGGCCAGAGAUGGCAACAACAAUGGUCUGUUGCCCGUACCGAUGUUGUAUUAUCGUCUGCUGGUCAAUAGUCAACAUAGCCGGGGCAUUGUCUUGGUCGGUGUAAAUAAUCCCCAUGCCAGUUUAAAUGAAAUCAGCUCGGACUAUGUAAUCUGUGACGAUAUACAAGAGAAGGUUGGCUGGUUGCGUUGGAUGAGCAACACCAACAACAAGAGCAACAAAAAUCUGAAAAAAGGUUAUUUGUAUGCCUGCCAUGUUGGUGAUUUUGUCAAAGCUGUUGGCCAUUUACCGGGCUAUCUAUUAAAUGUUACCGAGGUAUUAGUGUAA
This is a messenger RNA of Musca vetustissima, 939 nucleotides long. RefSeq lists its product as uncharacterized. Lineage: Eukaryota; Metazoa; Arthropoda; Insecta; Diptera; Muscidae. Gene Ontology annotation, biological process: apoptotic DNA fragmentation. The record is from RefSeq and is a predicted model, not a curated record. Bases 1 to 939 code for a protein of 312 amino acids. The transcript has a single exon. Gene Ontology annotation, molecular function: single-stranded DNA endonuclease activity; RNA endonuclease activity; nucleic acid binding. Gene Ontology annotation, cellular component: mitochondrial inner membrane; nucleus.